AUGGAAACACAUCCAUCCAUGACUGUUGAUCCACUAGAAGCAAUCUAUAACAAUAACACACGUCGUGCCUCCCGUCUUCUCCAUCUUCUCACGUCCACUCAGCUAUAUGCUUGGUGCUCAAGAAUUGUUGCCUCACUGACUGCCUGUUGUCACAUAGAAGAUAAGUUUGGGGUUGCUCAGCUUUCCGGGAGUAAUGCUGCUGUGGUUUCGACACUGUUAUCAUGCCUUCUUGCUUUUGACUCAUGCCUUCUUGCUGUUGAGAAUUUCACGGGAGAGAACAAACAUGCAAUCACCAAUCAAUUAUUGGGAUCUUCGGGUAUCAAAUGGGUGACAGCUAAUAGAGGAAGAUUAGAUAUUACAGCUGCUUCUAGUAAAAGGAAAAAUGGGCCAGCAAAUUCAAAAGCUCAUGCUAUUGCUGAUGUUCUCAAGACAUCAAUCUACCAAAUAGUAUCUUCAUUUCAUGAUGAAAUGUUAGCUGCUAAACCAAGUCUUCUAAACAAGGACUGGAUCUCAAGCGAGAAACCACUUAUCGGUAGUCGUAAGAUGCUAAUAUGGAAAUGA
Vicia faba (fava bean) is the source of this 561-nucleotide messenger RNA. Lineage: Eukaryota; Viridiplantae; Streptophyta; Magnoliopsida; Fabales; Fabaceae. The record is from the annotation of a GenBank genome assembly.